AUGGUGCUGGAUAAUAGUAACCAGGAACCCAAAACAAAAGCAAAGGCCUUUCGUUUCGCUCCCCACGGACAGCGCCAAUGUUGCAGUGAUGACACUAGUGUGGAGAGUUCUGAGGUAGGUGAAGUGACAAUUGUGGAGGAUAAUUCAAGCAAGAAGGGAAGUAGAGGAAGGCGUCCUGUUCCAUCAACGUUAACCAGGGAGGUUAUUUCCAGCUAUUUCCACAUGCCAGUUUGUCAAGCUGCGGAGGAGUUAGGGAUAGGGGAAACGACGCUCAAGGAAAGAUGUAUAUUCUUUCAACUCAUCUUGAGACUAUGGACGAAUAUUAACGAUUUCAUCAGACAGGAUUUUGAAGAAAAUCCGAAGGAUGCUUUGACAAGGGCGACUAUAGGGGUUUUGAAAAAUAGGCAUAAGCUACUGUCUGACAUGCCGGGUUCAAACUUAGAUCCCGAGACCCUGUGUUUGAGGAAUGCCUACUUCAAGUUAAAUUACUUGAAGAGAAAGCUUAGAAGAGCGAUGAUAUCCUCAUCUCCUUCUAUAAGCUCCCCUUGGACUCCCAUUUCUAUCGCAUGUAUUGGUACGGAGGGCGACGAGGAGGAUAUGGAUAUCCCCCUGAAAGAACUUUUGAGAAGGUCGAAGGCGAGCCCCCCUUCCUUCGUGAAUGUUGUGACCCCGGUGAUGAUUAAAGGUGUACCCCCCAAUGGAUAA
Molecule: messenger RNA, 705 nt
Organism: Ipomoea triloba (trilobed morning glory)
Lineage: Eukaryota; Viridiplantae; Streptophyta; Magnoliopsida; Solanales; Convolvulaceae
Product: protein RKD2-like
Exons: 3
Coding region: 1-705 (234 amino acids)
Molecular function (GO): DNA-binding transcription factor activity
Source: RefSeq, a predicted model, not a curated record